Messenger RNA from Pteropus alecto (black flying fox), 1320 nucleotides. It is a transcript of the gene LTB4R, whose product is annotated as leukotriene B4 receptor. The transcript is spliced from 2 exons. Gene Ontology annotation, cellular component: plasma membrane. Lineage: Eukaryota; Metazoa; Chordata; Mammalia; Chiroptera; Pteropodidae. Bases 125 to 1183 code for a protein of 352 amino acids. The record is from RefSeq and is a predicted model, not a curated record. Gene Ontology annotation, molecular function: complement receptor activity; leukotriene receptor activity. Gene Ontology annotation, biological process: positive regulation of cytosolic calcium ion concentration; complement receptor mediated signaling pathway; inflammatory response.
ACAGCACCCAGGACUGGGGCCAGACCCCUGACACUGGGACAGAUCUCGGAAUAGGCUACACCACUGCCCUGACCCUGAGAUUAGCACCAGCUUCCACCAGUAUUCAGCAAAGCCUGUCCUUGCAAUGGCCACGAACACUACAUCUCCUGCAGGACCCUCCUCACAAAGUUUUAUGUUCAUCUCUCUGCUGGCUAUCAUCCUACUGUCAGUGGCUCUGGCUGUGGGGCUCCCUGGCAACAGCUUUGUGGUGUGGAGCAUCCUGGUAAAGAUGCAAAAGCGCUCUGUCACUGCCCUGAUGGUGCUGAACUUGGCCCUGGCCGACUUGGCUGUAUUGCUCACUGCUCCCUUUUUCCUCCACUCCCUGGCCCGAGGCACCUGGAUUUUUGGAGUGGCUGGCUGCCGCCUGUUCCACUACAUUUGCGGAGUCAGCAUGUAUGCCAGCGUCCUGCUUAUCAUGGCCAUGAGUCUGGAUCGCUCACUGGCGGUGGCCCGCCCCUUUGUGUCCCAGAAGCUGCGCACCAAGACGAUGGCCCGGAGGGUGCUAGCAGGCAUCUGGGUGUUGUCAGCUCUGCUGGCCACGCCCGUCAUUGUGUAUCGCUCUGUGGUACCGAAAAACGAGAGCCUAGUUUGCUUCCUGACAUACUCCAGUGAAAGACACAGAGCCUUCCAUCUGCUCUUCGAGGCUUUCACGGGCUUCCUGCUGCCCUUUCUGGUCGUGGUGGCCAGCUAUUCCGACAUCGGGCGCAGGCUGCGGGCCAGGCGCUUCCGCCGCAGCCGCCGUACCAGCCGCCUGGUGGUGCUCAUCAUCUUGACCUUCACCGCCUUCUGGCUGCCCUACCACCUGGUAAACCUGGCUGAAGCCAGCCGCGCCCUGGCUGGCAGGGCCCCGAGGUCGGGGCCCGUGGGGCUGCGGCUUACCCUGGCCCGCUACGUGCUCAUUGCGCUGGCCUUCCUGAGCAGCAGCGUGAACCCUGUGCUGUAUGCCUGUGCUGGCGGCAGCCUGCUGCGCUCUGUUGGUGUGGGCUUCGUUGCCAAGCUGUUAGAGGCCACCGGCUCUGAGGCAUCCAGCACCCGCCGUGGGGGUACCUUGAACCAGACUGUGAGGAGCUCCCCUGCCUCUCCCGACCCUGGCCCUGCUGAGAGUCUCACUGUCUCCACCAACCCUCUCGAUGAAGCUAACUGAACCAGGCCUGGGAGUACUGGUGGAAAGAAGCUGGCUUUCCUCCUGGCCUGACCCAAUUCUGCACUGCACCUCCAGGAGAAGGCUCAUGGGGGUGGAGCGGAAGAAGAGGGAGGGGAGGGGCAAGUACGGGCAGAAUC